This is a messenger RNA of Salvia hispanica, 609 nucleotides long. The record is from RefSeq and is a predicted model, not a curated record. Lineage: Eukaryota; Viridiplantae; Streptophyta; Magnoliopsida; Lamiales; Lamiaceae.
AUGGGGCGAUGGCCCUUGGAAUCGAAUGAUGGGGAUGAUGGCCUAAGUGGCCGGGGGGGGGGGAGGGCGCAGGGGGUAUGCCGUGGGGGAAGCCGGGCGCAGGCAGGGAACGGCGGGCGAUCAGCGCCCGGUGGGGGGGGUAUGCCUCCAGAUGCCGCAGCGCAGAUGAUGGGGAUGAUGGCAGGGCGGGAUGCGGGGGGGAUGCAGCACUGUAUGCAUCCCGGGAUGCAGGGGGGUGCAGGGGUCACCGGGAGGGGACACGCUUCAUCUGCCAUUUUUGGCCUCGGCGCUGCCCUCUUUACAGCCAUUGCCACCUUCAACGCCAACGCUAGUGUCAUCGACGAAUACUUGGAGAAGAGCAAGGCUAACAAGGAAUUGAAUGACAAGAAGAGGCUGGCAACCAGCGGCGCCAACUUCGCACGUGCCUACACCGUUCAGUUCGGCACGUGCAAGUUCCCGGAGAACUUCACCGGAUGCCAGGAUCUUGCCAAGCAGAAGAAAGUUCCAUUCAUUAGUGAUGAUCUGGCCUUGGAGUGCGAAGGGAAAGACAAGUACAAGUGUGGCUCUAAUGUGUUUUGGAAAUGGUGAAAUGUAUAUGAGCUGACUACA